GCUGCUCUCCAUCUGUAAUAAACCGGUUCAAACUGUUCUGUCCCUGAGGUUUCCGCGAGGAGUUUGUGAUUAACAGCAAACGUGAUUCUGCGUCGGAUUACAGAUAACGCAAGCAGUAAAUUUGGAAUCCAGCUCUUCCAAGUAAUGGCAACCUACACUUGUAUCACUUGCCGUGUGGCUUUCAAGGAUGCUGACAUUCAGCGUGCCCAUUACAAAACUGACUGGCACAGAUACAACCUGAAGCGUAAGGUUGCUGACAUGCCUCCUGUGACUGCUGAGAAUUUCCAAGAGAGAGUCCUAGCGCAGAGAGCGGUAGCAGAGGAGCAGAACAAAAUCACUGCCACUUACUGCACAGUUUGCAGCAAGAGAUUCUCCACCUUCAAUGCCUACGAGAAUCACUUGAAGUCCAAGAAGCACCUGGAGUUGGAGAAGAAAGCUGUUCAAGCUGUCAGCAAGAAGGUGAAAAUAUUAAAUGAAAAGAACCUGGAAAAGGGACUGGCCCUGGAGAGUGUAAACAAAGAUGAAAUGAACGCAGCUAUUCAGCAAGCCAUCAGAGCUCAGCCAUCUUCAUCUCCAAAGAAGACACCUUUACCUCCUGGUAAUGCAAGCAGCUCCCCAGUUUCUACGGGAAGCGCCAGCUUAUCACAGAGUAGAGAACGAUGGGAAAAACCUCCACGGGUACAGUGGUUUGAACAGCAAGCAAAGAAGCUGGCCAAACAACAAGCAGAGGAAGAAGAGGAUAUGGAAGAAGACUGGGAAGAUAUGGAUUCUGAUGAAGACAUCGGCUCUGAAGAAGAGAUGGAAAGUGUGGGAGAAGAGGAGGAGGAGCAGGCGGAAGCUGAAAGCACUUCUGCUCUUGCGGCCAUACCAGUCACGGACUGCUUGUUCUGUCCCCACCAUUCAAGAUCUCUCACGAAAAAUGUGGCACACAUGACAAAAGUUCACAGUUUCUUUAUUCCAGACAUCGAGUACCUUGUGGAUCUCAGAGGACUAAUCAAGUACCUGGGAGAGAAGGUUGGUGUUGGGAAAAUCUGCAUCUGGUGCAAUGAAAAAGGAAAAUCCUUCUACUCUACAGAAGCAGUACAGGCUCACAUGAAUGAUAAAAGUCACUGCAAACUCUUCACAGAUGGAGAUGCUGCCCUGGAAUUUGCAGACUUCUAUGAUUUUAGGAGUAGUUACCCUGAUCACAAGGAUGGGGAAGAUGUGGAGGUGCCUGGAGAGCGCCCAGCAGAGAGAGAGUUAGAUUAUGAUGACGACACCAUGGAGCUCAUCCUUCCUUCAGGUGCAAGAGUGGGUCAUCGUUCUUUAAUGAGAUACUACAAGCAACGGUUUGGUCCGUCAAGAACAGUGGCUGUUGCGAAAAAUAAGAAAGCAGUGGGACGGGUGUUGCAGCAGUACAGAGCUUUGGGCUGGACAAAUCAAACAGGGACAGUCUUUGCUCAGCAGCACGAUAUGCAGUACCUGCAGAGGAUGAAGUCAAAGUGGAUGCUCAAGACAGGAAUGAGUAACAAUGCUACAAAGCAGAUGUAUUUCCGGGUGCAAGUCAGAUUCUGAGUUCCCAGGAGAGCUGCAUGCAACUGGUUUGGGGAAGGGGGAUUUAAUGGUUUCUGGGUCGAGGAUUCUGUUAUUAAAAUGGACUUGGUACCUAUCAAACGGGGAUGUGUAUGCUCGUGUGCCACCCUGUCUAUGAGAAGAAGAGCAGGGAGCUUGCCUCUUCCAGUGAAAUGAUGGUUGGCCUAACUUAAAAUGAUUAAACGGAGUAUGUGGCAAAGUAGUCAUGGCUAUGAAUAAAGAUGCAUGCAUAGU
This is a messenger RNA of Harpia harpyja (harpy eagle), 1806 nucleotides long. It is a transcript of the gene ZNF622, whose product is annotated as zinc finger protein 622. The record is from RefSeq and is a predicted model, not a curated record. The transcript is spliced from 8 exons. Gene Ontology annotation, molecular function: nucleic acid binding; zinc ion binding. Gene Ontology annotation, cellular component: preribosome, large subunit precursor. Lineage: Eukaryota; Metazoa; Chordata; Aves; Accipitriformes; Accipitridae. Gene Ontology annotation, biological process: ribosomal large subunit biogenesis. The coding region runs from base 145 to 1554 and encodes 469 amino acids.